GAGCCUGAUGUAGAUAUAAGGACGUUUCUCCAUCGCCUUCGUCACGUGACAUAAUUACCCCUCGAAUCAAUCAAGAUGGAUUGCGCGUCAGCCCGCGGCGGGAUUGCUUCCCUUUUCUCCCCGGCGGCUCGUGCCCAAAGCCUGGCGGGCACAUAGAUGGGGCUUCGGAAGAUUGGGAGAGCUCAGCAGCUCCGCGGUUCCUGCUUCCGCCUGCUUCCACUCUUCCCAAGGCCAGCGGCGGAGGAGGUGAAGAAGCAGCCAUGAGUAACUUGGACAACUGCGGCAGCCACGGGGCCCCCGGCGUCUACCUCCCCUCGGCCUAUUACAUCUCCCCCUCCGAUUUUUCCGGCAAGACCCCGUUUCUGGCCCAGCCGCCGCCUUCCUGUCAAAUGGCUUUGUCUUAUGCCUCCGCCUUGCCCGGCCAGGUGCAACCGGUGGGCGAAGUGCCCGCCGCCUUCCGUGAUUACCCUGGAGGAGGUGGAAGCAGCAAGUGGGCUUACCGGAGCGCUUACAGCCCGGGUUACUACGAGGAGGUCUUCCCCAGCCGGGACUUCCUGCAACCGCCCCCCGCCAAUAGGAGCGACGCCUUCCUCAAAAGUGACCAGCUUUGCGGCACCCACCCCGCACCUUUCUAUGGCGCCGUAGGUAGGAAUGGCGUUCUCCCGCAGGGCUUCGACCAGUUUUACGAGGCGGCCCGCGGCUGCGCCCCUUCCCCGACCGAGGCAGAAAAGGAGAGUAACCAGGACCUCAAGCCGCCGCCACAGUCGAGGGACGCUGGCGACCCAAGCUCCCACCUUCCCAGGCCGAAGAAGGAAGCCGGGAACGAAGACAAGGCGGAUUCCUCCUCGGGGGAGGCCCGCACUCCGAAAAGCCAGAGUUCAGCACUGGCCCAGAGAUCACGGAAAAAGAGAUGUCCUUACACCAAGUACCAGAUUAGAGUCCUGGAACGGGAAUUUUUCUUCAACGUCUACAUCAACAAAGAGAAAAGACUCCAGUUGUCCAGAAUGUUGAAUCUCACAGAUCGACAAGUCAAAAUUUGGUUCCAAAAUCGAAGGAUGAAAGAAAAGAAACUCAACCGAGACCGUCUGCAAUAUUUCACCGGCAACCCCUUAUUUUGAGAGGAGAAGCGGGGAGAGGUGGGGGAGAGAAAGGAAGGACAGAUCUCCCUUUAUUAACCAACCAGACACAUGAGCACAAAAACCCUAGAGGUUAAUAUGACUCCACCCGAAGGACAGAAGAAGCUUUUGUGUUAUUUUUAUUUUUAUUUUUGGUUUAUGCUAUUUCUUUGUCUCCUGGUGAUCUCAUGGGAUUGAUAGAGCAAAACCCUCCUAAAAGCAACUGGGGUAAACCCGACACUCCAUCCCAAUGCUGUAGUGUUGUCUUUCUUCUUUAACAAAAGGGGAGGGGAAAAAACCCAAAUCACCCCCAAUGUUCAUUUAUUUUUAUUUUCUCACUGGCUUUUCAUGGCGGCAACCAGAGACCUUGUGUGAAUCUGACAGUUUUAAAAUCAGGGCUUUAAGCAUCCUCGGUUAUUCUUUCCUCUUCCUCCUUUGGGCUUUGAGACAGGAAUCCAUUUCUCCGCCUGGCCUGCACCGUAUAUCAUGGGUAAAGGAGAUAAUGUGCAUUGGAUCCAUAACCUCAUGCUGGUUAGAGAGGAUUGGGAACUCUGUUGUCAUAUCAAGGCAUGGGGACGCUGCCUUGUUCUUUUGUGCCUCCGCGAUUUGCUAGUAAAGCUGAAACUGUAUUUUCCACUUCCAUUAUCUGCUAAAUUAUCCAUUUCUGGGGAAGCACCACUGUAUCCUUUCUGAGCCCACAUGAAACUGAAUCCUAGGACAUAUAGUCCCAUGAUCAAAUAUUUUAAGAGGAAAAAAUCCAGAAAGGGGAAUGUUUUCGACACUAAGGGCUGAAUAGCCGAACAUGUGCAAAAUCCAUUCCACUGUUAUCACUAAACAUUGCAAGGAUUUUAUCCUAGGAGCCUAAAUGGGCUCAUAAAAAUACCCCGAUUAGACAUCAGUUGUAAAGCCAUAAGAUGAAAUUUCAUCGUGUUGUAAGGUUUGGAGAUGCUCAACUGUGGUCUUAGAUGCAAUCCACUCUUAGAAACUUCCAGCUCCAAACCUUGAACUUAUUCAUGGAGGAGGUGGGGGUGAGGAGAGGAACUACAUUAAAGAAAGCAAUUUUUAAAGGCAUUCUUCCAUAUUAUUGAUGUGCAGAGACAAACUAAUGGAAGGAUUGAGGGAAUCUCUGCUUUCCUACUAAAUGGCUAACCCUUAUUUAUUUAUUUAUUUUCUCCAGAAGGAAUUUGGUAGAGGUUCUUCUCUCCACUUUGUUGUUGUGGCCUGUUUGAGCUGUUUACAAAACCUUGAACUGUCUAGACAACACCAUAAAAACCCAGGGUCUGUAACAGCUUAAUUAGCCUAUAUUGAACACCUUGUGUUGGGUGGGAAAAAGAAAGAGAUUUCCACAAGUGUAAUAAAAGAGGCAAGUGAGAAAACAAUUUGACUUUUUUUAAAAGAAAGAAACAGAAAAGGGGGGAGGAAGGAACAGUUUGCAUUCUCUUUGUGUUCAUUAAAGGCCAGAUUGGGAGGAAUAAAAUACCAGGAAAUGCACAAAGUAUGCCUUGAACUAAGAGAAUAUAAGAAGACUGGGAGAAUAAUUUAAUUUGUUUUAAUUUAAACCCGACAAAUUAAGUAUAUGCCUUUGAACUUCCAAGAUGUCAAGGUCAUCACCUUUAACCUUUCUGAAUAAUUAGAAGCCUCAAAGCUUUGCCUCUUAUAUUCAACUACCACCCACUCUUCCCACCCAUUCCUCACUUCCUGUUUUCCCCUUUCCUUUUUCUGUCUCACACUGGCAUAUCCUCAUAGGUGCAUAACAAAGAAGGACUACAUACUAAUUCAGAUCAAUGGAUCCAUCAAUUUAACCUUAGAGCACUUCUCUGUAUUUAUCUAGAAUGAAACGGGCAGAAUCACCAGUGUGUGUAUUAUAAAAAUCCUUUUUAGUUGCCCUUUAAAUAACAAAUUUCUUUUUAAAAUAUUGUUAUAAGGGUUUUUUCUAUGUAAAGUAUUAGUUGCAAAAGCAUUAUUGCUCUUUAUCUAGGUAAAUCAUGCCUUACGAAACAUUGUUUAAAAGAAAGAACAAGCAAAUUGACUCAAUCCCUCUAAAAUAAAUGAGAAAGAAUUCUUGGAUUCCUAUGGAACAUUGAUUACUUCAAAAAUUGAUACUUUGAAAUGCAGAUGCUAGUCUAUGUUUCACAGGAAAUGCAAGUAAUCUGAAUUGUUGCCUUAAGAUAUUUGAGAGAAAAUUAUCUUUACAGGAUGAAAAAUAUAUAGCAGCCCUAUUCAAUGUCUAACCAUUUUUACAAAGAGGAGUUUAAUUUGCAUUCCCUUAUGAAUAAAUACUGUAAGCAUUUAAAGGAAUAAUCCUAAAUAUAUUGUACAUAUUUAUAUUUAUCCUUAUAUUCUUCUUUAACAAAGAACGGGAACAAAAUGGUCAAAAGAAAAAAAAAGAACAAAAUACAGGGACUGAAAACAGAAUACUCCAUAUGCUAUGCACGUAAAUUCCACGUGAGGGCGCACUCAUAUUCCAGAAUAUAUAUUUGUCCUGAUACUCUGGUAUUUCCCCUCAAUAAUAAUGUCAUUAAUAAAACGUAGAAGUGAGAAAACAAAGCAGAAUCAAGAAAUAUUACAGAGAUAACUCACAAAUAUAAUACAAACAAACUAUAUUCAAUUAAAAUUGAUUUUUCUGUCAUUAACAAUAUGACACACAGAAUACAAAUUCAAAACUAUAUUUAGAUGUGUGUAAGUGUGUAUGAAUACAGUUUGUGGUAGGGGGGUAAUACGGUAUGAGUCCAAAAGUGUCUUUUAAUGAGAUGGUAAAUUGAACAAUUUGGAAAAUAUGUAAUCCUAAUUAAUGGAUAAAUGGUUGGCUGACAUUUGUGAGUGUUUCCUCCCGGGUUAAAAAAAUGGAGAGAGAGAAUUAUUUACCAGAAAAAAGUUAAACUUUUCUUAAAUGAAUUACUAGAGAUCUAAAUUUCAUUCAUUGCAGGAUGAAGAAUCACAACAGUUUUUCAAAAGGUAUCUAAGAGGUAAUUUGUUUUUUCCUCAAGGGAAAGAGAAAUCUGUCUCUGAGUUUUGUUCAGUCCUAAAUUUCUCCAAAGAUGCACUUUUAAAAAAUUAUACAGCAAAGGAUGAGCUCGUCAUUUUCCCAACUUUCUUCCUCUAAUCCUAACAAAUGAGGGAGAGUCAAAAAAAAAAAAAAAGGAAACAAGAAACCAGAUAAAGUCAUAUUUGAGAAAUAGAUGCAGAAUUCUUUGUUUACCAGAUAGAUUUUUAUUUUUAUUUUUUUCAUUUAAAAGGAAAUCCAUGGUUAUUCUGGUUACCUAAAACAAUGAAUUUUUAAAAAUACGAAAUAAUUUCUUAAAAAUACUCAUGAAAAAUUGAAAGUCUUGGAACUGAUUAAUUAUCUGCUUGAAUCAAAAAUAAAGAAAACAGCAUAAUAUUCUGAGAACAGACAAUGUCAAAACUGCCUGGCUGCCUUUUCCUUAUUCUUCAAUUGAAGCAUGUGCUGUAAACCAUCACUGUGAAGAUGACAACAGAUUUGUCCCCUGAAUCCUUUCUUCUACUGUUUCUACUAUGCUUUUAAAAUGUAAUGUUGAUUGAAGGAUUUUUGUGUUAUAUAAGUUUCUGUCUGUCUGUCCUCUGCCUAUUAAAUUGGAUAAAGAUUCGUAA
Messenger RNA from Pantherophis guttatus, 4724 nucleotides. RefSeq names its product homeobox D11 (gene HOXD11). Gene Ontology annotation, cellular component: nucleus. The record is from RefSeq and is a predicted model, not a curated record. Gene Ontology annotation, biological process: anatomical structure development; regulation of transcription by RNA polymerase II. Gene Ontology annotation, molecular function: RNA polymerase II cis-regulatory region sequence-specific DNA binding; DNA-binding transcription factor activity, RNA polymerase II-specific. Lineage: Eukaryota; Metazoa; Chordata; Lepidosauria; Squamata; Colubridae.